AUGCCACUGCGAUCCCCAGGGUGUUACACUUGCCGCAAACGCAAGAUUCGAUGCGACGAGACUAGACCUGCUUGCCAGCGAUGCGCCAUCCACGGCGUACCUUGUCCGGGAUAUCGAAGCCAGCCAGGAGGCGUCGAAUUUCGGGACCAAACCAAAGAGGUUGUGAGGAGGGUGAAGGGUCCUCACCAGGUCAAACAAGCUCAGGAGACAAUCAUUAUUCCCACUACCGAAGACAAUGACUUUGACUACUCGUUCAGCUCUGAGCAUGCCAGCUCGAUCGCCGCUACCAUGACAUGGCCUGGCGACAAGCUCCUCUCCAUGCUCACAACGCCGGCGUUGCUAAAUAACCCGCUCAGUGCUGCGGUAGAGCGGAAUCAGCUGCAUGGCACUUUCAUGGAUAUCUACCUACCCAAGAACAGUACUCAUUUGGACCACUUUAACUUCUUCCAAACAAUAGCCGGCAUGCCUGCUCAGCAACCUGCACUGCUUGAAGGCUUAGAUACUCUUGCUCUGGUCACGAUUGGAAGUCUUCACAAAGAUCGUGUCCUUCUGGACGAGGCUGUGAAGAUGUACGGCAGAGCGCUCUCUAGUCUCGCGAGAGCUAUUGCGCGCCCGGAGAACAUAGGAAACGACGAGCUGCUCGCCGCAGUAACCAUCGUAGGCAUGUGUGCGCUUUAUCAGGAGAUAGGGCAGCAUGACAGCGCAUGGGGCAAGCAUGUCCGUGGCUGCCAACAACUCAUCUCAGCCAGAGGCGCGUCGUCAAUGCAAAGUCCGCUGGCGUGGCUGCUGUUCACGAACACAAGGCACGGCGCACUAUGUUGGGCACUGAUCGAGCGAAAAGCACCUACCUUAGCCGACUCGAAUUGGCGGGCUUUGGCACUCAACGCACCUAUGCUAGAUAGCUCGACAUUGUUCUAUGACAGCGCCAUUCAGCUUCCAGGACUGCUUGAGCGUUACGAUAGGCUCGGCGGUGAUGAUGCGCUGAGCUUGCCAAACGUUGUCGACCUGUUGGUUGAUUGCGAAUUGCUGGAAGCAUCCUUGCGGGACUGGUUCCUUGACUGGGAUGUGCGAGCUCUGCUAGACGGGCGCAAUCUCUAUGCGGAGCGUCCAAUGGACGACUUCAGAACGUUCGCCAGCCUUGUAGACGACCGUGCCAUCGACACCGCGUUCAGAUUCGCGAGCUUCCCAAUUGCGUACCUUUGCUCCUUAUACUGGAUGUGCAUGCAUUUCCUUCGCAACUUGAUGCUGAGUCUGCACAGACUGCGACAUGAGCUCGAAGAGGACUGGUACCCAGCAGAAGGCCGCGCCGUAGAAGCAUCGGAGCUCCUGGACUACGCGCUCAACCUAUGCCGCUGCAUCCCAUAUUUCUGUGAGCCCGAGAGCUCAAAUACUGGUCAUGUAAGCAUCUUUCUACCCAUGCGUACCGCAGCCGUGUACUUCACGACCAACGGUCAUUGGCGGUUGGCAAAGUGGAUUGGUUCGGUGCGCGUGAAGGUGUUCACUAGAGGGCUCAGUCCGCCA
Molecule: messenger RNA, 1521 nt
Organism: Baudoinia panamericana UAMH 10762
Lineage: Eukaryota; Fungi; Ascomycota; Dothideomycetes; Mycosphaerellales; Teratosphaeriaceae
Exons: 1
Biological process (GO): regulation of DNA-templated transcription
Molecular function (GO): DNA-binding transcription factor activity, RNA polymerase II-specific; zinc ion binding
Source: RefSeq, a predicted model, not a curated record